Messenger RNA from Linnemannia hyalina, 948 nucleotides. The record is from the annotation of a GenBank genome assembly. NCBI's taxonomy places the organism in Eukaryota, Fungi, Mortierellomycota, Mortierellomycetes, Mortierellales, Mortierellaceae.
AUGGCCUCCGGCCGCUCGCCGCGCUCAAUCCAAAAAGUCAUCGAUCUCUUCCACGGCCUAAUGAUCCCCGACGCCGUCAUCUGUUGUAACGGCGCCCUGAACUAUAACCCGCGGACCCGCCAGAUCUCUGUCCCCCAGUUCAUGCCCCUCGAUCAAGCUCUGGAGAUGGUCCAGACUCUUCGUGCUCAGAUCCGCGGGUUCGUAACGCUCAGGGAGAAGGUCCCAGAAAAGUCUCUCUUGAACCCAGACCAGUACCUCCUCCAGGACCAGAACCAGGACCCCACCACAAACAACCAAGGAGGAAUGCAAGGACGACCAGGCUUCUCGUGUGAAGCGAUCUACUUCCUUAACCCCUACACCGGUCCACAGCCCCCAACAGGCUGGACACCCCAAUACGCCCAAGACACGACCUUUGUCUGCGACAAGACCUGGGAAUCCGAACGGAAGCACAGCAUCUAUUACGACUACACCUCCAUCGACUCUUUCGAACAGUUCGUCCAGUCUUUACAUGGUCGAGGAGGAAUCGUAAAGUUGAUGGCUCUCGAUCGCAACCGUUCCGCCCCUGCCGUCUACGAGUCCCUCCCUUCCCCUCUUAACUCCCCCACCACCACCACCACCACCACCACCACCACCACCAUCACCUCCUCCACAGGAAACCAGCGUCCAGGUCUGACGCUAACCUACUCAGGCCCCUAUUUCCUCGAGAUCUCGGCCGCGGGUGUCAACAAAGGUCUCGGCCUCUCUGCCUACUGCGCCCUGCACAACAUUCCCCGGGAAGAAGUAGUGGCGUUUGGGGACUUGUUGAACGAUGCCGAAAUGUUACAGUUUGCGGGCUUAGGGUUGUGUAUGGAGAAUGGACAUGAGGAUAUGAAGAUGUUGGCGGAUCGGGUUAUUGGGACGAAUGCGGAGGAUGGGGUUGCUGUUGAGGUUGAGUCUUGGUUUGCAUAG